CUCUCCCUCUAUCUCUGUCUCAUAGGGGUUUAGGGUUUAAGACUCUCCCAGAAAUUUGGAUUAUUUCUAACUGAUUCUGAUCAUCAAAUCUCUUUCGGGCUUGUGUAAUUAUCUUCUCAUAUCACCAAAUCACUUAAUUUUCGCGAAAGUUUCAUGCUUUACCCUUUUUCUCGGUUAUGUGAUUUGAACCACUCUUUAGUUAGCCUUUGAGAUCAAAGAAGAAAGUUGAGAGCUUUUUGUUUGAGGGGUUUAAUGGCGCGUAAACCAAAGUCAAGAUCUGAUAUCGAUAUCUCAGAUUGUGCUGGAAAGCAGCAAGCUGAUGAUGAUGAUGUUGGUAAUGGAGUUGGGUUUCAAGAGGAGGACGUAGAAGUUGAUAUCGAGGGGUGUGUAAAUCAGAGGGAUGAUGAGUUUCAAGAGGAAGGAGAAGAAGAGGGUCUGUCUGAAGCGUCUUCUUCUUCGAGUUCUUUUGGUGAUUCAAUGUGUUCUCGUGAUGCUGAUGAUUCUGGUUUUGGUGAUGGAGAUGAAGCUCAGUCUAUUUUAAGCAAAGAUUACCCACUGCGUGAUGGGACUGAGGGUUUGAAUAAGAAGAAGACGGAUGAUCGGUGGCAGAGAUUGACCAAGGCUAUACAGUGGCGAUCCACAUGGAUUGAGCUCAAGGUUAAGGAGUUUGUGUCUCAAGCUAGAGUGUAUGAUAAAGUACUUCAAGAUUGCGGUUUGACUAAACAAUUUAAUUUGGAGAAGGCGAAAUUGGAAGGAUUUUAUGGGAAAUCUAUUCCUUUUCGUGAACAUUCUCAAAGUAGGAGUGUUUUUAAAAGAGGAAGAAGGAAACGAGUAGAAGAGACGACAGAUGUUGCAGCUUAUAUGUCUAACCAUAAUCUUUUCUCUUAUGCUGACAAGCGGGUGCCAGUAAAUGUUAAAGCGCAGUAUCUUGAACCAGAUUUGGGUACAGGCCGCAAAGCUACAGGCAAGCAAGAUGGAACUGAAGAUGAUUGUCUUCUUUCUGAGUUAGAUUGUUCUGAUGAUCUCCUAGCAAAGCUUAUGUGUAAGAUUGAUGAGGCACAGGGCAAAGCAAGAGGAUUGAGGAAGCGUGUUGAUCAGUUGAUGUGGGAUUCUCAGAUCCCUCAAACGACAGAUCCCUGUCAUCAAGACUUUACGGUACAAAAUGGCAAGGAAUGUGCUAUUGUUGAAGAUCCCUUGACUCGUAAUCAGAGAGAGGCGAGUGUGCAAUGUAUAUCUGCUGAUCAUACCGAACAUCUAUUGGUGCCUCAAACUCCUCCCACUCAAAUUGGUGGGCAAUGUUUGACUAACAACUCUCCAAUUUCAUCUAAAAGCUUAAGAUUCCACCCUAUCCUUGAAGACCUGCUAAUGGAUGACAAAGAGAUGAAUGAUGAUGACUUUGAAGCGGACGAUGAGAAGCUUGAUUAUUUCAGGAAGCUAAUCAAUGAAAUAACAGGCGUGGUAUCACCAGAUGAAGCAAAACCAGAAGAAGAUCCUACACCAGCUACCAAGAGGCGUAAAACCUCUCACUGAAGCUCUUUCUCUGUACAGAGCCUUUGCUUCCUGCCUGAUGAGCCAAAAACCCAUGUCCAUUAAGCUCUCUGAAGAUAGUAAUAUGCUAUAUCUAGUUCAUUUCUCUCUCUCUCUCUCUCUCUCUACUAACUCUUUGGAUUUGGCUCUUUGAAAAUUCUGAGACCAGAAUAGGUUUCAGAGUUUGUGCACAGUUUUGUGACUUAGAUCCGUAUCAUAGGCUAUUAUAUUUCUUGUUCUAUAAGAGUCAUAGACCCUUUAUUAUUCUAAAUUCAAAUCUUAUUGAGCUUUCUCUGUGGAGUA
Capsella rubella is the source of this 1830-nucleotide messenger RNA. RefSeq lists its product as uncharacterized. The coding region runs from base 253 to 1530 and encodes 425 amino acids. The record is from RefSeq and is a predicted model, not a curated record. NCBI's taxonomy places the organism in Eukaryota, Viridiplantae, Streptophyta, Magnoliopsida, Brassicales, Brassicaceae. The transcript is spliced from 5 exons.